Messenger RNA from Melampsora larici-populina 98AG31, 450 nucleotides. RefSeq lists its product as uncharacterized. NCBI's taxonomy places the organism in Eukaryota, Fungi, Basidiomycota, Pucciniomycetes, Pucciniales, Melampsoraceae. The transcript has 5 exons. The coding region runs from base 1 to 450 and encodes 149 amino acids. The record is from RefSeq and is a predicted model, not a curated record.
AUGCAUUCAAUCCUUCUGUUGACUGCACUCCUCUGUGCACUACCCUUUGCCUUGGGAUCACCAGUGAACCCGUUUAAUAAAGCUCAGAGUGAUGUUGGUAGAAAACUUGAACAAUACCUAGAGGGACGGCCUGCAAAAGUGCCGUUCAGUGAUCUCUUUGAGCCCAAGCCUAAAAUCUAUUACAAUGGAAAUGAAAUGGAAUUCUCAGACUUUCAUCACCACACUUUGGAAAUGCGCUACAAGCCACGAACCGAGAAGGAGGAAGACCCAGAACUGUGGCCGGAUGACAACGAAAUGAUCAAUCCACCCAAUUCAUACACACAUUUUUGGCAAUGGAAACAUAAUGUUGACGGUCAGACAAAGUAUGGGACUGGCAAAGCAAAAAUGUUGUCAGGCAGGCUAAUCUUUGACACAGUAGCACUUGUUGAUACUCAAGCUUAUAAAAAGUAA